This is a messenger RNA of Laetiporus sulphureus 93-53, 510 nucleotides long. RefSeq lists its product as uncharacterized. The record is from RefSeq and is a predicted model, not a curated record. Bases 58 to 264 code for a protein of 68 amino acids. Lineage: Eukaryota; Fungi; Basidiomycota; Agaricomycetes; Polyporales; Laetiporaceae. The transcript has a single exon.
UCCUUCUUUAGUACUGCUCCUUCUCCUCUUUGCCCAGUAUUUGGCGUGAAAGGCCGCAUGAGUGUUUCAACAUCCUCUGGAGCAAUUUACAGAGCAUCUGACGACCGACUUCUGUACAGGCUGGUCCACAAGCGUGUGGAUUUCGAACUGCUGCUAUCCCACCCACCAGGAAUAGCCCGAGCGUAUGCGGCGACGCGCGUGGUGGGCCGCGUCCACGUUUUGGUUUUGUUUCCUCGAGCGAAGGCAAACAGUGAGCGAGUCUGACGUGGCUGCUGAACGCCGGCUUUGGACGAGAGGAUAUAGGCCAAAGGCUGCCAACACGCUGUGCGUAACCGUCGGCGGCUGGAGACUGGCAGGAAAGUAGGUGGAGGAUCCGUGAUGAGCGAGAGAGCAAGUUCUGGCUGUGGCGAGGGGAAGUCUCCCUGGGCAGACGAGACAAUUCCUUUAUCCCGUCGCUCUUGCUCAAUUCACGCACUUCUCACAACGCCUAUUUUUCUGUUCGAUGCCGCU